This is a messenger RNA of Dermacentor silvarum, 858 nucleotides long. RefSeq lists its product as uncharacterized. The transcript is spliced from 2 exons. The record is from RefSeq and is a predicted model, not a curated record. The coding region runs from base 1 to 858 and encodes 285 amino acids. NCBI's taxonomy places the organism in Eukaryota, Metazoa, Arthropoda, Arachnida, Ixodida, Ixodidae.
AUGUUCCUGAUCCUCCAGCAUACCUUCCUCUCACCCAGCCAGAUCCACGCUCUUGUGACUGUUGAUGUCCGCAAGGCCUUCGACGGUGUGUGCCACGACCACAUCCUGUCUCAACUUUCCUCCCUGGGAGGCGGCAACCGCUUGUACUCUUAUCUCCGCUCCUUCCUCUCUAACCGAGUGGCUCGCUUUCGAGGUGACACUCAUCUGUCCGACCCCUACGUGCUCACCCGUGGCACUCCUCAAGCUGCUGUUCUCUCUCCUACCCUUUCCAAUAUUGUUAUGACCCCUCUCGCCUCCCAACUAGCCAAAAUUCCUGAUCUCCACCACAUCUUUUAUGCCGACGACAUCACUCUCUGGUGUUCGUCUGGCUCUCCCGGUCACGUACAGGACACCCUGCAACGUGGGAUAGAUCUCAUCGGCUCCUUUCUCACCACAGCUGGCCUGUCGCCUGCUCCGGAGAAAUCCGAGCUUCUCCUUCUCAACCACUCCGCAUAUCAGCGCUCCCACAACGCCCUCAUCUACCUCCAUCUUUUUGGCUCUCCCAUUCCUAUCGUCCCUCAAUACAAAGUUCUUGGCUUCCCUUUGCAUGCAGCCAAGAAUAUGCAUGCCCUCCACCACGCUGUCACGACCUGCCACUCAGUAACUCACCUCCUGCGGCGUGUGGUCACUCGGCGCUCAGGCCUCCACGAGGCUCAUGCGUACCGCGUCGCCCAUGCGCUCGCCCUCAACAAGUUCCUGUACUUUUUCAUCUUCAACCAGACACAGAAGCCGAUUGCAUUCCACGGACAUGCUACUGAAGAUGUGGAAGAUUGGCUAGACCAUAUUGAGCGGGUCGCCGAAUGCAACGAAUGGUACUAA